Molecule: messenger RNA, 451 nt
Organism: Amoebophrya sp. A25
Lineage: Eukaryota; Dinophyceae; Syndiniales; Amoebophryaceae
Source: the annotation of a GenBank genome assembly
CGGCUAAAGUGCAACUAUAUACCCUUAGCGAACUCUUAUACCUACAUGAUACAAUCAGCCAGGAAUUGCGCCAUAUGUUGUCUCUUACGUAUACCGCCACACUUACACUCAGCACACCUUGCCUACAUGUACGGGCAGACUUACCCUCCCCACCAACCAACAUUCACCCACAGGCCCGCCCAACUAUUCCUCGUGUUUUCUGGAAUGGAUGGAACCUCAGCUACUUGCACGCCCUCGAACGCCGAAGUCAAGAGGACUUGCGAGGUGCCUUGCUGGGAGCAACGUGGGGAGAGAGUGAAAAAUUGAUUACAGAUGCACAAUUUGCCAUGGCGACGACGAUGAGCAUGGCGCAGAAAUUUGUGCUGUAUAUAGGGGAGGCCACUAACAUUGACGAAGGCACUAAAUUGGUCUCCCCUUUUCAUUUUUCAUUGUCCGGAGUGGCGAAGAGCGC